AUGACCUCGCCUCGUCGUCAUCACAUCAUUUGGAGGUUGACGGUCGAACGUCGUCGCCGCUCGGACAUCUAUGGUGCGUCUUGCUGUCCUCAGAACUAUCUCGCCUUGACUGACAACGCCUUAAGAUGCGGCUGGCGUUGUUUACACCAUCUCGCCCUGACGGGUUCAUCACCUUUGUGCAUGAGGUCGCUUGCUGAAUACUAUACCUGCCACACCACCCAAAGCACUAUCACCAUUGGCGUCGUCGCCUUGGGCACAACGCCGACACCGAUAGCCAUCUGCACAUCGUGGCUUUCGUUCCAUCAUCGACAAUAUCUCCCCGUCUUGACUCGGCUCAAAUCAAUCCACUACGACAUCCAUCUUCGUCCUGAGGACACCACCAAAGUCUCGCCACGCUGGCGGUACCCAAUUCCCCGCCUUGCUGUCAGCAUGCGUCGACGACACCCCGUGUAUCAACGGCCUACCGCCAGUCCGUCGUCGGCCAACCUCUAUGGCCGGCGCACCUCAACACUUUCUCAUAAACAAGUCCUGGGAUGCUCGACGCCAGAAGCUGCGGGGGUUGUUCAGGAAGGAAUCGCUACAGCGACUGUGACAUGA
This is a messenger RNA of Cyclocybe aegerita, 597 nucleotides long. NCBI's taxonomy places the organism in Eukaryota, Fungi, Basidiomycota, Agaricomycetes, Agaricales, Hemipholiotaceae. The record is from the annotation of a GenBank genome assembly.